Erinaceus europaeus (western European hedgehog) is the source of this 2380-nucleotide messenger RNA. It is a transcript of the gene DDX1, whose product is annotated as DEAD-box helicase 1. The record is from RefSeq and is a predicted model, not a curated record. Gene Ontology annotation, molecular function: RNA helicase activity; protein binding; nucleic acid binding. The transcript has 26 exons. The coding region runs from base 16 to 2238 and encodes 740 amino acids. Lineage: Eukaryota; Metazoa; Chordata; Mammalia; Eulipotyphla; Erinaceidae.
UGUCGGCGGGCGAAGAUGGCGGCCUUCUCGGAGAUGGGUGUCAUGCCCGAGAUUGCGCAAGCCGUGGAAGAGAUGGAUUGGCUCCUCCCCACCGACAUCCAGGCCGAGUCCAUCCCGCUGAUCCUGGGAGGAGGCGACGUGCUCAUGGCUGCAGAGACAGGAAGUGGAAAGACUGGCGCUUUCAGUAUCCCAGUUAUUCAAAUAGUCUACGAGACACUAAAAGACCAACAGGAAGGCAAAAAAGGCAAAGCGACCAUCAAAACUGGCGCCUCAGUGCUCAACAGAUGGCAGAUGAACCCUUACGAUAGAGGAUCUGCUUUUGCCAUUGGGUCAGAUGGGCUUUGCUGUCAAAGCCGAGAAGCCAAGGAAUGGCACGGAUGCAGAGCCACGAAAGGACUGGCGAAAGGGAAACAUUACUACGAAGUCUCCUGCCACGACCAAGGACUGUGCCGAGUUGGGUGGUCUUCCACGCAGGCUUCCUUGGACCUGGGUACUGACAAGUUUGGCUUUGGCUUUGGUGGAACAGGAAAGAAAUCCCAUAACAAGCAGUUUGAUAAUUACGGAGAGGAAUUCACUAUGCACGACACCAUUGGCUGCUACCUAGAUGUAGACAAAGGGCACGUGAAAUUCUCCAAAAACGGGAAAGACCUCGGCCUGGCGUUUGAAAUACCGGCGCAUUUGAAGAACCAAGCCCUCUUUCCGGCCUGCGUCUUGAAGAAUGCUGAACUGAAGUUUAACUUCGGCGAGGAAGAGUUCAAGUUCCCACCGAAAGACGGCUACGUCGGCCUCUCCAAGGCACCGGAGGGUUUCACAGUCAAGUCUCAGCACACAGGUAGCACACAGGUGGCUCAGACAAAAUUUCUCCCCAACGCUCCCAAAGCCCUGAUCGUAGAGCCUUCACGGGAGCUGGCCGAACAGACUCUGAAUAACGUCAAGCAGUUUAAGAAAUACGUCGACAACCCCAAGUUAAGGGAGCUCCUGAUCAUCGGAGGCGUUGCUGCCAGGGACCAGCUCUCUGUUCUGGAUAACGGGGUGGAUAUAGUGGUCGGCACGCCCGGAAGAUUAGACGACUUGGUGUCGACAGGGAAGCUGAAUCUCUCUCAAGUUCGAUUCCUGGUCCUGGAUGAAGCUGAUGGUCUUCUUUCUCAAGGUUACUCUGACUUUAUAAAUAGAAUGCACGGUCAGAUCCCUCAGAUCACCUCGGAUGGAAAGCGACUUCAGGUGAUUGUUUGCUCAGCGACUUUGCAUUCUUUUGACGUGAAGAAGCUGUCUGAGAAGAUAAUGCACUUCCCCACCUGGGUGGACUUGAAGGGGGAGGAUUCCGUCCCAGACACCGUGCACCAUGUCGUCGUCCCAGUGAACCCCAAGGCAGACAGGCUCUGGGAGAGACUGGGGAAAAACCACAUUCGAACUGAUGAAGUACAUGCGAAAGAUAACACGCGACCUGGUGCCAACAGCUCAGAGAUGUGGUCUGAAGCCAUCAAAAUCCUGAAGGGAGAGUAUGCUGUGCGGGCAAUCAAGGAGCACAAGAUGGAUCAAGCAAUUAUUUUCUGUAGAACCAAGAUCGACUGUGACAACUUGGAACAGUAUUUCAUGCAGCAAGGAGGAGGACCGGAUAAGAAGGGACACCAGUUCUCCUGUGUUUGUCUUCAUGGUGACAGGAAGCCGCAUGAGAGGAAGCAGAACUUGGAAAGAUUUAAGAAAGGAGAGGUGCGGUUCUUGAUCUGCACCGACGUUGCGGCCAGAGGCAUUGAUAUCCAUGGAGUUCCUUACGUUAUAAACGUCACCCUGCCGGAUGAAAAGCAGAAUUAUGUCCAUCGCAUCGGCCGAGUGGGAAGGGCUGAAAGGAUGGGCCUCGCCAUUUCCCUGGUGGCCACAGAAAAAGAGAAGGUCUGGUACCACGUGUGCAGCAGCCGCGGCAAGGGCUGCUACAACACCAGGCUCAAAGAGGAGGGGGGAUGCACCAUCUGGUACAACGAGAUGCAGCUGCUCUCCGAGAUAGAAGAACACCUGAAUUGCACCAUCUCUCAGGUGGAGCCGGAUAUCAAGGUUCCGGUGGACGAGUUUGACGGCAAGGUCACCUACGGCCAGAAAAGGGCGGCUGGGGGUGGAAACUACAAAGGCCACGUGGACGUCCUGGCGCCCACCGUCCAGGAGCUGGCGGCCCUCGAGAAGGAGGCACAGACGUCGUUCCUGCAUCUUGGCUACCUGCCGAACCAGCUCUUCCGAACCUUCUGAUUCUGCCUGGCGCCGAGUAGGAGGAGCCUCAGGGCUCUGGAGCGCCCACCCUGCCGUCUGUCCAGGAGCCUCAUGCUGGGGCCUCUGCGUAAGGUGGCGACCCAGAGGGCACAAUAAACCAAUAAACGUGAUGACGACACUU